UAUUUAGAAGAAACAAUAAAAAAGAAAAGAAAGAAAAUGGAGAAAGGGUUAAUCUCAGUGGAUGAAUGGAGAGAGGGAAGCCAAGCAUACUUCCUAACGCACCUGCACGCGGAUCACAUUAAAGGUCUAUCAUCCACCUGGGCCAAGGCUCCCAUCUUCUGCUCCCGCAUCACCGCCAAGCUCUUCCCUUUCAAAUUCCCCAACUUCAACCUCUCCCUUCUUCACGUCCUCGAUCUCGGCUCCUGGCACUCUCUCUCCCUCCUUUCGCCUUCCUCCGCUUCCGAAGUCACCGUCCAAGUCAUGGCCAUCGACGCUCACCAUUGCCCCGGCGCGGUUAUGUUCUUGUUUCGUGGCGAGUCUGGGUGCACGCUCAACACUGGAGAUUUCCGAUGGGAGAUAAACAGUGAGAGGGCGAAAUUAGGGAGGGAGAUGCUGUUGAAUGCUCUUCAGCACGAUAAGGUUGAUGCGCUUUACUUGGACAACACGUACUGUAAUCCUUCUUAUCAAUUCCCUCCCAGGGAAGUUGCUGCCCAGCAGAUUGUUGACCUCAUCACUUCCCAUCCAGACCAUGACAUUGUCAUCGGGAUUAACACCUUGGGCAAGGAAGAUCUUUUGCUCCACAUAUCAAAAGCACUUAAUAUAAAGAUUUGGGUCUGGCCAGAGCGCCUCCAAACCAUGCAUCUUCUUGGGUACCAUGACAUUUUCACGACCGACACAUCUCUUACAAGGGUGCGAGCUAUCCCUCGUUACAGUUUUAGCAUCAACACUCUAGAAGGGUUAAAUACGAUGCACCCAACUAUAGGAAUCAUACCAUCUGGUCUUCCAUGGAUUGCUAAGCCCCUUGAAAGAGAUGGCAGGCUUUUUGAUUCCCUUUUAACUUCUCGUUACAACAGAAGCAAAGUGAGUUCAAGAGGUGGGAAGAAGAACGAUAAAACCCAUGGCAAUUUAGGAUCUGUAGAAAGGUUUCACAAGUACAUAUAUUCGGUCCAAUAUUCUGAUCACUCGAGCUAUCCGGAGCUAGAGGAGUUCAUAAAGCUUGUGCAGCCAACCAAUAUGAAAGGCAUUGUAACUACUUCACCUUGUUAUGUCGAUCCUCUUUAUUACUUUGGUCGCAUUUGUGGAAUAAACCAGCCAUCACAAAAGUUGCACCGUCAACAUCAAAUGUUUGGAAAAGGUUAUAUUGGAAUAGAAAAUAAAAGAAAAAGGGUUGAUCGUUUAGGAUUUCAUUCAAUUAGGGAAAGAGUGAUAAGACGAACUGUUCGAGGUGUAAAGCUUGAUGAAUAUGAUGGUUCUGAUUGACUAGAGACUUUGACUUCGGCACCUACUAAGUUGACAAUGUUGUAAAUGGUUGGGACUAGUUACUAGUAACUGAGAAAUGAAAUUGUGUCAGCAUUAGUUGGUUCAAUUAGUUGUGUAUACACUAA
Hibiscus syriacus is the source of this 1424-nucleotide messenger RNA. Its product is annotated as 5' exonuclease Apollo. Gene Ontology annotation, molecular function: 5'-3' DNA exonuclease activity; damaged DNA binding. Gene Ontology annotation, biological process: double-strand break repair via nonhomologous end joining; interstrand cross-link repair; protection from non-homologous end joining at telomere. The transcript has 4 exons. The record is from RefSeq and is a predicted model, not a curated record. Bases 37 to 1299 code for a protein of 420 amino acids. NCBI's taxonomy places the organism in Eukaryota, Viridiplantae, Streptophyta, Magnoliopsida, Malvales, Malvaceae.